Messenger RNA from Anopheles marshallii, 834 nucleotides. Its product is annotated as general odorant-binding protein 69-like. NCBI's taxonomy places the organism in Eukaryota, Metazoa, Arthropoda, Insecta, Diptera, Culicidae. The record is from RefSeq and is a predicted model, not a curated record. The transcript has a single exon. Gene Ontology annotation, biological process: sensory perception of smell. The coding region runs from base 1 to 834 and encodes 277 amino acids. Gene Ontology annotation, molecular function: odorant binding.
AUGAAAUUCUUCAUCGUUUUGGUAGUUGCUUUGGCAUCAAUCAUUGGCUCCAUCCAGGCGGAUCAAUCGUCGAUGGAUCAUUAUUAUAUACGGAAGAGUUGGCCAGAGGCCCAGGCCGAAUGUGCCCUCUACCUGCGUGUGCCGGACGACCGUCUCCAACGCUACUUGCGCGAGGGAUACCCCGAUGAGCAGGAGGUUCACUGCCUGGUGCUGUGCGUCCUCGAGAACCUGCGUGCCUGGGAAAACGGUACGCUUCACGAGGAAGUGCUGUCCAACUACUUCGUCCCAGCCACCGAAGACUGCGACAACGCCAAGCGUACCGAACGGUGCCUGGUGAACCUGCCCCAGGAAUGCAACGGUGAGCCAUGCGUGCAGGCCUAUCGUGCCUUCCAGUGCUACUACCAGAACUACGGAACGCUUACCAACUGUCCUGAGUACAUCCCGAGCUACUACGGCGAGGACCUGCAGGAGGCCUAUGACUUGUUCGACAUGUUGGACGUGUCGGAAGAGACCCGCCGUAAACUGGCUGGUGGAUGCUUCCCAAGCGGGCUAGAAUCGCAGUGCUUCUUCUAUGCUUAUGUGGUACGGUACGGUGGUUGGUCCAAGGAUGCUCCGCUCCUGCACAACCUUUACACCCAAAGCAACGAGGAAGCCUUCAAGGAGAACAACGCUGAGACUCAAGUCUGUUUGGCUAACCUGAACAAGCAGGCCUGUAACAAGAGCAAGUGUGAACACGUCACCGAUGUCUUCGCUCAGUGCUUUGGCAAUACUCAGCUGUACAAGCACCUGCUGGCUGUGUUCAAGGAUGCUGCCUUGACGUACACCAAGCUUUAA